AUGUAUGGAUUCGUGAAUUACGCUCUCGAAUUGCUAGUCACCAAAACCUAUGGGGAAGAAACAUGGGAGAAGAUAAAGAAGAAGGCUGAGGUCGCAAUGGAGGGAUCGUUUUUGGUGAGGCAGAUAUAUGAAGAUGAUAUAACAUAUAAUUUGAUAACCGCUGCUGUUGAAGUUUUAGAAAAACCGGCUGAUGCCAUUUUAGAGUUGUUUGGGAUGACUUUCUUUGAAUUCUGUCAGGAUUCUGGAUACGAUAAAAUCUUGCAAGUACUCGGAGCAACGCCGCGAGACUUUCUUCAAAACCUAGAUGGCCUUCAUGAUCAUCUGGGCACACUUUACCCGGGGAUGCGAGCCCCUUCGUUCCGUUGUACGGAACGUCCGGAAGAUGGAGCAUUGGUCUUACAUUACUACUCGGAUAGGCCUGGCUUGGAACAUAUCGUGAUUGGUAUUGUCAAGACAGUUACAAGUAAACUACACAAGACUGAAGUGAAAGUGGACAUCCUGAAGACCAAAGAGGAAUGCGAUCACGUACAAUUCCUUAUAACAGAAACGUCUAACCCUGGACGAGUGUCGGUACCAGAAAUAGCUGAAAUCGAAACUUUGUCGCUUGAGCCAAAAGUAAGUCCGGCGACGUUUUGCCGGGUAUUCCCCUUCCACUUGAUGUUCGACCGCGAGCUGAGCAUCGUGCAGGCGGGCCGCACCGUGUCGCGCCUGCUGCCGCGCGUCACGCGCGCCGGCUGCAAGAUCACCGAUGUUUUGGAUACGGUGAGACCACAUUUGGAGAUGACGUUUGCGAAUGUACUCGCCCACAUCAAUACGGUGUACGUGCUGAAGACCAAGCCGGAGGAGAUGACGGUCGCUGAUCCUCAUGAUGAUAUUGCAUCUUUGCGUUUGAAGGGUCAAAUGCUGUACAUUCCAGAAACUGAUGUUGUGGUUUUCCAGUGUUACCCGAGUGUGACGAAUUUGGAUGAUUUGACGCGUCGUGGACUCUGUAUCUCAGAUAUACCUUUACACGACGCGACAAGGGAUCUAGUGCUCAUGUCCGAACAGUUCGAGGCGGACUACAAGCUAACACAAAACCUAGAAGUCCUAACGGAUAAGUUACAACAGACUUUCCGUGAAUUGGAGGCUGAGAAACAGAAAACUGAUAGGCUUCUAUACUCAGUGCUACCAAUAAGCGUAGCGACAGAACUGCGUCACUGCCGGCCGGUGCCCGCGCGCAGGUACGACCCGGUCACCUUGCUCUUCAGCGGCAUUGUGGGGUUCGCCAGCUACUGUGCCAGGAACAUCGACCACAAGGGCGCCAUGAAGAUAGUGAAGAUGUUGAACGAUUUGUAUACGGCGUUCGAUGUGCUCACAGAUCCUAAGAGAAAUCCGGAUGUGUAUAAAGUGGAGACUGUGGGAGAUAAAUAUAUGGCAGUAUCAGGACUUCCGGAAUAUAAAGUAGGCCACGCCAAACACAUUUCGCUGCUUGCUCUCGAGAUGAUGGAUCUUUCUAGAACUGUCACAGUGGAUGAUGAACCUGUGGGUAUAACAAUAGGUAUCCACUCAGGAGAGGUGGUGACGGGUGUGAUCGGGCACCGCAUGCCGCGCUACUGCCUCUUCGGCAACACCGUCAACCUGACCAGCCGCUGCGAGACCACCGGCGUGCCCGGCACCAUCAACGUCAGCGAGGAUACUUACACG
This is a messenger RNA of Brenthis ino (lesser marbled fritillary), 1683 nucleotides long. The record is from the annotation of a GenBank genome assembly. Lineage: Eukaryota; Metazoa; Arthropoda; Insecta; Lepidoptera; Nymphalidae.